Aspergillus tanneri is the source of this 3195-nucleotide messenger RNA. RefSeq names its product SUMO protease ULP1. The record is from RefSeq and is a predicted model, not a curated record. The coding region runs from base 1 to 3195 and encodes 1064 amino acids. Gene Ontology annotation, biological process: protein desumoylation. Gene Ontology annotation, molecular function: deSUMOylase activity. The transcript has a single exon. Lineage: Eukaryota; Fungi; Ascomycota; Eurotiomycetes; Eurotiales; Aspergillaceae. Gene Ontology annotation, cellular component: nucleus.
AUGUCUGGUGUCUUUUCUACCCAGCAGCAACCCGCGGCGGAUGACACCAUUAUGCAGGACGUGACCAUGGUCUCUCCUGACUAUUCUCCUAUAGAAAUGGUUGAUUUGCCUUGUGAUCCAAUGGACAUCAGUCCCAUUCCUGCUGAAGACAAAGCUCAGAGCAGCUCUCAGUCCAUGGGCAUUGUCCCCGAUUCGAAUACCACCUACCCACCUCAUCGCCAUGUUGGGUUCUCCCACAACCUCCCCGCGUCUUCCUUUUCUGGACUGAAUGGGAAUGCACGUACGCCUUUCAGCCAUCUUACACGCACUCCCUUCAUCAGACCCCUUCAACGUUUUUCUCCAAAGUCCCGAACCUACAAUCCCAUCACUGGUGUCAUCCAGCCUCAGAUUUCCGUCUCCCUACCUCCCAAUGAAAAUAGACCAUCUGUUCUUAGCAGAAGCGAUAUCGAUUCCAUGGAUACGGAGGAAAGACUGAAGACUUUGUUCCGAAAAUCAAUGGUGAACCCAUAUCUCAGGCCGACUACACGUGAUUCGUCGUUCAAUAGUCUCCAGACCAACAAAUCUUCUUGGAUAUUUGAUGGCAAGCCAUCCAGUUUUGAAUCGAAUACUUCUGUUACAACUACUGAAUCGAGUCUGUCUCGCAAGAGAUCAGUCGACGAAGUGGCUAACGACCCAAGCCACUCUACUACUCCAGAGGCAGAUAUUCAGCUUCAUACAAAAUACCGGCGUGUCAGCCAGGAAGGUUUUCCUGCCUCUGCUUCCUUGGCUCACGAUGCAUUAAAGAAAGUUUUGAAUGAAGAAGCCACUGUCCCUGUUCAAGAUGAGCCGUCGUCCCGCAUAUACCAGCGUACCGUUUCGACCCACCCCGAUUCUCCUCGUGACUUCCAUGCUCAUCUCAAUUUUGGUCGCCGAAAACCCUCCGAUAGCCGCAUGGCCACCCUUGUUGAAAUAGCCCGUGGACAUCAUGCUAGAGAUAACGUCCCAAGCCACAUCCCAGGCGAGUGGCCGAAUCUGUCACCCUCCCCUUAUUCCAGACGUUUCACCGACAGAACAUUCCUCCCGGUCGAGAAUAUCAAUCUUCCUGGUGGCCAGGCCUUGAUGUCCGGCGCCCUUCCCGUUUUCGAAGCAUCUGUUGCCCCUACUCCUGCUACAUCUGACACGGCUGAUAACCCUUGUUUUUCUUCUGACUCGGGAAUGACCCAAAGUCAGCAAGUGCAAACCAUGGCCAUUAACCACAAUGGUCAGCUCCAGAAUGAGCAAAUCUCGAGCAUUUUGCAUGCCUCCUGGAGGGUCACGUGCCUUGGAACUGGUAAGGUCGUCGGACUUGUUGGGUCGGUGGCCAAUCGUGUUCGAGGUGUCAUCGUAUCUGCUUCCUCGUUUAGGCCUGUGGAACAGGUAUUGAAUCUUUUUAGACGGCGCCGCCGUCCGUCUCACCAUGUUCCCACUACAAGCCGUGAAUCUCCAGCUCGUGCAAGUCUUCGCUCUCUUCCUGAAGAGCAACGUCACAGAGUCCGCAGUAAUCAGUGGCGCAUAGAAAGAGGCCUUGCAACUGCCGGUAACCUCCCAUUCCCAGAGCUGUCAUUUGACAUUCCGCCUUGGAUCUCUACUGCCGGCCCGUCUUUGCAGAGAAUAUCGGAUGCUAUCUCUGAAAAACGUGACAAGAACCCUAAAAAUACCCACAAGUCCAAGCGCAAGUGCAAGGGCAAGCAGGCUAAUAAUCAGCAAGGGACCAUCUCCCAGUCUGUCUCAUCUUCGAAAGUCACAAAAGCAAAACGUAGACGUUCUGCUACAUCUGGUGUUCAGAAUAGGUCAUGGGUUCAGCCAAUGACCCCGAGUUUAGAACGUCGAAUGCUACCCUGCACCCGCGGCAGAAGACUCACUGAAGCUGAACGUGAACGCCACCACCGGGCAUGGAGGUACAUCAUAGAAGGUCCUCAGCAGGAAGCGUCUCCCCCGGCAAAUCAAGAGCCUGUUCUGGAUGAUCACCAUGCAUCAAAUGAACCUGGCGCACCAAUUAAGCCUGAAUCCCCGGCAGCAAAGAAAAAGCUGAAGGUCCGCUUCGAAGAACCACUUGUUAAUGAAACUGAGGAUGCGGCACUGACCACGGAAAUUGCUCCACACCUUCAUCCAACUUCACCAAAUGCGGAACAAGUUGCUUCCGAAAAGAAACAGUUCGAUGAACAGAAAGAGAACGUACCUCCACUCAGUGAACCAGAAAUUGUUCCCAACGUAGAGGAUAGCGUCUUCAGCGAUGAGUCUGAACCUACUGUCGACCCGUGGCUCCAGUAUGCGUUCCCCUUUGGAAGAGCGGUAUCUGCCGUGAGUCUAUUUUAUCCUCACCUGAAACCAAUCCCAGAGGGUCGGACAGAGUCCAUCUAUGCCGCCCAAUGGAGACAAAUUGAAGAAGAACAAAGGCGCCAGGAAGCUCAGACUCGCUAUCGUCCGGAGGGACCCGCUGUACGACCGCUCUCAGAUAAUUGGGAAAACCGAGUUUCGGAGGCCAUGGCUUUGUCAAAUAGCCGAAAAGUAGCGACAACAUUGUCUGGCGACCCGCUAACCAAGAAAGAUCUUGCUACUUGCUACACACCUGCUGCUUGGUUGAAUGACGAAGUGAUUAACUCGUAUCUUGCCUUGAUUGUUGACUACUUGCGCCGCACGAACGGAAAUGCAGGUCGUCAUGAUAAACCUCGUUUCCAUGCAUUCAACUCGUUCUUCUUUUCGAAUCUACGCGAUAAAGGCUAUCAGAGCGUACGUCGGUGGGCAUCUCGUGCCAAAAUUGGAGGCGAAUCUUUACUUGACGUUGAUACCGUAUUUAUUCCGGUCCAUAACAGUUCUCAUUGGACUCUCAUCGUUGUUCAGCCUUCUCAACGCACCAUCGAACAUUUUGACUCACUUGGGUCGUUAUCACUUCGUCAUGUGGGGGUUGUCAAAGAAUGGCUGAAGUCAGAGCUGGGGCCCCUCUACCAAGAGGAGGAGUGGACAGUACUCCCCUCCAACUCCCCACAACAAGACAACGGGAGCGAUUGCGGCGCGUUCUUGUUGUCUACCGCGAAAGCGGUGGCCAUAGGGCUCGAGCCGCUAUCUUACUGCGCGGCCGAUAUUGGGUUGCUGCGCAGGAAGAUAGUGGCCGAGCUCAUGGCCGGGGGGUUGGAAGGGGAGUUCGACCCUGAUGAUGGCAGUGAGGUGCUGCUAUAA